UGCAGCAAUCGAGUUUCUAUGGUUACACUGGAAUGUUGCCCAAACGCUACACACAAGGGGUGAUGACAGGUGAAAGCACUGCUGGUGUCAUCAUUUCCCUCAGCAGAAUCUUUACCAAGCUCCUGGUUUCUGAUGAAAGGAAGAACACCAUUGCCUUCUUCUUCAUUUCGAUCGGAAUGGAGAGCAUGUGCUUCAUCUUGCAUUUGCUGGUGAAAAGAACGCAGUUUGUGCGAUACUAUACCUCCCACAGCAGCAGGGGCCACGAGCGACUAAAGGACAAAGGUCAUGUGGAUCAGGGCCCUGGUUACCGGGUCCAUCAUAAUGUCAAUACAGAGGAAGUAAGAUUC
Messenger RNA from Rhincodon typus (whale shark), 347 nucleotides. RefSeq names its product equilibrative nucleoside transporter 4-like. Lineage: Eukaryota; Metazoa; Chordata; Chondrichthyes; Orectolobiformes; Rhincodontidae. The transcript has 2 exons. The record is from RefSeq and is a predicted model, not a curated record. Gene Ontology annotation, biological process: nucleoside transmembrane transport. Gene Ontology annotation, cellular component: plasma membrane. Gene Ontology annotation, molecular function: monoamine transmembrane transporter activity; nucleoside transmembrane transporter activity. The annotation marks the transcript as partial.